GACAAGGUUCUUCACUCAGACCACAAGGUUCUUCAAUCUGAGGACAAGGGUUCUCACACUGUUGACAAGAUUCCUCACUCUGAGGACAAGGUUCUUCACGCUGAGGUCAAGGUUCCUCACACUGUGGAGAAGGUUCUUCACGCUGACUACAAGGUUUUGCAACAUGAGGACAAUGUUGCUCACACUGAAGACAAGGUUCUUCACUCUGAGGACAAUGUUCUUCACUACGAGGACCAGGUUUUUCACUCUGAGGACAAGGUUCCUCACUCUGAGGACAAG
This is a messenger RNA of Paramuricea clavata, 279 nucleotides long. The record is from the annotation of a GenBank genome assembly. Lineage: Eukaryota; Metazoa; Cnidaria; Anthozoa; Malacalcyonacea; Plexauridae.